This is a messenger RNA of Pleurotus ostreatus (oyster mushroom), 564 nucleotides long. RefSeq lists its product as uncharacterized. The coding region runs from base 1 to 564 and encodes 187 amino acids. The record is from RefSeq and is a predicted model, not a curated record. NCBI's taxonomy places the organism in Eukaryota, Fungi, Basidiomycota, Agaricomycetes, Agaricales, Pleurotaceae. The transcript is spliced from 5 exons.
AUGACCACCUCGUCGAGUUUUGCGACGUUUGCGCCAUAUACACCUCCACCGGACGAUCCAUCUCGCGGCCCAUUGUCGGCCUCGUCGUCCCAUCCUUCAGCGCGGGUAUGGUUUCCAAAUACCGAAGACACCUCAUAUCAGUCCGGUGGCAUACCUAGCUUCAACGCAUCCAUGACCGGGGGUGGCCCUCAGGUCGACGAAGAGGCAAACGUGAACCAAUGGGAGACGACCUAUGGACUGCGCGUCGAUGUAUUGGCAGCGGUAGCAUAUCUAUUAGGACCAUUCUCAGCACUUGUCAUUCUCAUCCUAGAAACCCAGAACGACUACGUCCGCUUCCACGCGUACCAGUCGGCUCUUGUUAGUACUCCGCUGGUUAUUAUCUGGAUUGUAGCAUCCUUGCUGUCGUUUCCAUCCUGGCUGCGCACAUUCUUUGCCAUAUCUCUGAUGGCUACAACUUUGUAUACGGCAUUUCGAGCAUAUAGAGACGUGACCCAUAGUAACCUUACACGGUAUCAUAUACCUAUAUUGGGCUUAUUGGCUGAGCGGUGGUUAUUAGAGGAAUAA